Lactuca virosa is the source of this 963-nucleotide messenger RNA. The record is from the annotation of a GenBank genome assembly. NCBI's taxonomy places the organism in Eukaryota, Viridiplantae, Streptophyta, Magnoliopsida, Asterales, Asteraceae.
AUGCCUAGCAACCCAAGCUUUCUCUCGUCUCAGUGGGCUGUCGAUUUUCUCAGAAAAAAACCAAGGAGGGACCUCCAACUCCCUGAAGUUGGCCUCUCUCUGAUUUCCCUGGACCGAGUUAAGAAACAGUGCUUCCACAACUUAGACUUGCCAGCAAUGGAGGUUGCUAGUGAAAUAGUGAAAGGAGUUGUUCAAGUUCUCAUGGUUCCAGUUAAAAAACAAUUGGAUUAUCUGAUUUCCUACAAAAAAUAUGUGGAGGAUAUGCACACAAAAAUGAAGGAUUUGGAUGCUGCAAGAGUUGGUGUGGAAUCCCAGAAGAAGCAAAGCAGAGAAAGAUGUCUUGAGGUUCCUGCCCAAGUCGCCCCUUGGUUGAUAGAAGUAGAACAUAUGAAUGAAAAGGUGGCAGACUUUCCAAGUGAAAUCAUCGGUUGCCUAGAUCUCAAGAGUAGGCACAAGCUUGGAAGGAAAGCCUUGAAGAUAUCUAAGGAGAUGGAGAGUGUUCUGGGACGAUGCCCUGAAAUCCGAGGGACUGAUCUGCAAAUGCAAAUUCCUCUGGGGAGAAUUGAUUCCACAACGGCAUCCACCUCUACACCAUCAAGUGAUCGGAAUGACUUCCGGUCAAGAGAGUUGACUUUCAAGGAAGCACUAAAAGCACUCGGACCCAACCAUAGUUCCCACAUGGUAGCCUUAUGUGGGAUGGGUGGAGUGGGAAAAACCACUAUGAUGAAGAAGCUGAAAGAGGUUGUGGUAGAAAAGAAAAUGUUUAAUCAUUACGUUGAAGCGGUUAUAGGGGAAAAGACGGACCCCAUUGCUAUCCAACAAGCUGUUGCCGAGUACCUUGGUAUAACUCUAACCGAAACCACUAAACCAGCAAGAACUGAUAAGCUCCGUACAUGGUUCGCUUACAAUUCACAUGGAGGAAAGAAGAAGUUGAGUCGUCGUAACAAUAGUACUCAAAUGUGA